This is a messenger RNA of Physcomitrium patens, 2385 nucleotides long. RefSeq lists its product as uncharacterized. Gene Ontology annotation, molecular function: DNA-binding transcription factor activity; protein dimerization activity. The record is from RefSeq and is a predicted model, not a curated record. Gene Ontology annotation, biological process: regulation of DNA-templated transcription; endosperm development. Lineage: Eukaryota; Viridiplantae; Streptophyta; Bryopsida; Funariales; Funariaceae.
GAGGAUGAAUAAUAAUUUUAUGGGCUGAAUGCAUGCCUCCUUCCUGCAAGCCCGCUCUGCUGAUGUUAGUAACUGUGGGGGAGGGACCCUCCGGGUUUGCUUGAUGGUCUCGCACCAUGCACCACCGGGGUUCUUAUAUAAUUCGCCCACAUCGCCGUUGUUCUCUAAUGUUGAUUUCAGAACUCCUAGUCGGUUGAGUCGACGGAGAGAGAGCCCUAGCUAGCAGCAGCAGCUUCACAAGAUUUAGGCGAUUUGCUUCCACUGGGAUACCUUCAGUCGCUUGCGUCCUUUUAAUUUUUAUUAUUUUUCUUUUGUUUAUUUUGUUUUCUCUUAUUUUAUUGUAUUAGAUGUUCAACGAGAAUACGUUUUUCACUGAGGCGAAGCUUUGAUCGGCAGCUGAGUUCUGAUUCAGGUUGGGGUUUACGCGUCGAGUGAGAUACAACUCAUUUCUUGUCCCGAGAGUUAAAGCGGUUCCGAGGGAUUUAUGAUCCAUACAGUUGUUAUUGCGCUUCGUAGAGAAGCAGAAGCAGCAACCUCGAAGUUCGAGCGUUACAGUCACUGUCGAGCAUCGAACCAUGCCUUCUCAUCGCCAUGAACUAGACGCAGGAGGACCAGCUCUGCAGUUACGCGCAGCUGCUUUGUUCCCUAAUUACUUGUUGUCUUGCACACCUCAGGCGCACUGCAGAUCCGACUCACUGAAUUCAUACCCUCUCGCGUCCCUCGUUGACAUGGACACUUGGUUAACAGCGUCUGGAUUAGAGACGACGACUCGCAACUGUGGAUCUCCAACUGCCUUACACAAUUAUCAGCAGCAAGCCGAAAAGCCGAUGGGUUCUGUUGACACCAACCCUGGGAUCGGCACUGGAAAUGUCUUCCCUCAGAUCGGGGGCUAUCAAUCUGAUACAUGGUGGCCACCCAUCAAUGCGCAGAUGUUUCCCAGGGAUAUAUCGACCCAGCAUGGAAUCAGCGGCACCAAACCCGGAGCAGGUAAUUCGAUGACAUUCACAACCAACAACUACACCAUGGAUUCAUCGUGGUGCCACAAUAUCGCCAACACGGUAACUACAGUUGCCAACGCCGACAUGUGCGAUUUGAAUGCACCCGGCGAGCCCCCAUCCGCCAUACCUGUGGCGAGCGUCGCCCCGUGCAUGGCUAUAGUUGCUGCUGCAGGAGCGGCAUCGACACGCGCCACCAAAAUCAGCAGGAAAGGGAAUCAAUCCAAAGGAGGGGCCGUCAGUGCACCCACAAGCCCCUCUGAGUUGAGACCCCCCAGGGAGAAGAGCUUAGGGGUGCAGAAGAAGUGGAACGGGAAGAGGCCCGUCUCGCAACGGGAGAAUCACAUCUGGUCCGAACGGCAACGCCGCAAGGGCAUGAAUUACCUUUUCUCCACCCUCCGCUCUCUCCUCCCUCAUCCCACCUCUAAGACGGACAAAUCCACGGUGGUCGGGGAGAUCAUUAAGUAUAUUGAAUCGCUGCAGGUGAAACUGGAUAUGCUGACGAAGAAGCGGCAGCAAGUGAUGGCAGCGCGGACACUGAGCGCGUUCCACAGCAUUGACACACUGCCGAAGGCGUUUGUGUCGAACGGGCUGACGCUGGUAGACCACAGUAGCGACCCGAUGUCCAUGACGGCCAUUACGGCGUUGCCUCCGCCCGGUAGUGAAUCGUGUCUGCAGUCCUACUUGGGGUCCAACGUGGGCCUUCAUGUGUGCGGCUUGAAUGUGUUCAUCACCACCAGCAGCCCUCGCGGGCAACGCGGGUUGUUGCAGCAGCUGCUGGUCACUAUCCACAAGCACGCCCUGGACGUCAUCAACGCCACCAUCUCCACCAGCAACGCCUCUAUUUUCCAUUGCUUGCACUGCCAGGCAUCGCAGGAUGCGGAGCUUCUGAACAACGACCUCCACAGCGCCUUGCAGAGUGUGAUCACCAACUUUGAGCCACAAUUUUAGACCUUCGGUGUCAUAGCAACACCCGUGAGAAGUGAAGUAAACUUUCCUCCGAGUAUUUCAAGCCAGCUUCGUUUCAUUCUUGUGAGUGUGGUGAGCAGAGGCCAAGUAGACAUACUUUGUAGGUAAGGUCAGGACAGAUGAAACUGAAAAGAAGCAUAGCAUACUUUGGUGGUGGUGUUUUUUUUUUUUUUUUUUUUUUUUUUGAUUAACUAGGUUUUGUUCGUGAUAGACAAUUGUGUUUGGCCUGAUUCGUUUGGGCGAGAGACAUAUCGAAGAAGAACAUGAGUAGAAGUGUAGAUUUACGGGACGAUCGUGUUUUGUCAAGGUGCUCGGAGCUCCAACUGUUUCUGACAGACAAUUUGUAUAUUUACUCAACCCCAAAUUUUCUCAAAUUUUAUUUGAUUUUUCGAGAAAAUAGCAAAGCCCAAAUCUGAAACAU